Molecule: messenger RNA, 1964 nt
Organism: Austrofundulus limnaeus
Lineage: Eukaryota; Metazoa; Chordata; Actinopteri; Cyprinodontiformes; Rivulidae
Product: apelin receptor B
Exons: 1
Coding region: 145-1221 (358 amino acids)
Biological process (GO): immune response; neutrophil chemotaxis; positive regulation of cytosolic calcium ion concentration
Cellular component (GO): membrane; external side of plasma membrane
Molecular function (GO): C-C chemokine binding; C-C chemokine receptor activity
Source: RefSeq, a predicted model, not a curated record
CAUGGGAGGGGGCAAGCUGGUUAUAUAAGGGUGUGCAGAUUUCACACAACAGACUACAGUGCUGUCAGCUGCUGUGAAACCAUCUCCCCCCCAGCUAAACAUUUCAUUUUUUUUCUUCAGCUUAAGGAUAAGAGAAGAAGAAGAAUGGAGAUGUCGACAACUGAGAGUCCUUAUGAUUACUACGAGUACGAGGAGACAGAGAACUCCUCUAUGUGCGACUACUCAGAGUGGGCCCCAUCCUACUCUGUCAUCCCGGUGCUCUACAUGCUCAUCUUCAUCCUGGGCCUGUCUGGAAACGGGGUGGUCAUCUUCACCGUGUGGAGGGCUCAAGGCAAGCGUCGAGCCGCCGACAUCUACAUCGGCAACCUGGCCCUGGCCGACCUGACCUUCGUGGUGACUCUGCCUCUGUGGGCCGUCUACACGGCCAUGCACUACCACUGGCCCUUCGGAGUGGUGCUGUGCAAGAUCAGCAGCUACGUGGUGCUCCUCAACAUGUACGCCAGCGUCUUCUGCCUCACCUGCAUGAGCUUCGACCGGUACCUGGCCAUCGUCCACUCCCUGUCCAGCACCCAGCUGCGCACCCGGAGCCACAUUCACGCCUCGCUGACCGCCAUCUGGCUGCUCUCCGGCCUCCUGGCCGCCCCGACUCUCGUCUUUCGCGCGACCAAGCAGGACUUCGAAAACAACCGCACGUCGUGUGCCAUGGACUUCGCCCCGGUCGUGACCAAGAAGGAUCAGGAGAACCUGUGGAUCGCCGGCCUCAGCCUCUCCUCUUCGGCUCUCGGCUUCCUCCUUCCGUUCUUGGCGAUGAUGGUGUGCUACUGCUUCAUCGGCUGCACCGUCACCCGCCACUUCAACACGCUGCGCAAAGAGGACCAACGCAAGAGGAGGCUGCUGAAGAUCAUCACCACGCUCGUGGUGGUGUUCGCCGCCUGCUGGCUGCCCUUCCACAUCGUGAAGAGUGCCGACGCCCUGUCCUACCUGAACCUGUUCCCCGUCACCUGCGACUUCCUGCGCUUCCUGCUGCUGGCUCAUCCCUACGCCACCUGCCUGGCCUACGUCAACAGCUGCCUCAACCCCUUCCUGUACGCCUUCUUCGACCAGCGCUUCAGGUCCCAGUGCCUGUGCCUCCUCAGGCAGGAGAAGUUCCUGCACGCCAGCCCCCACAACUCGAUGUCCUCGCAGAAGACGGAGGCUCAGUCUCUGGCCACGAAGGUGUGACUACGGCUGGGGAGGGGGGUGAACAAUGCAGAAGGGAGCAGGUGAAACAAAACUUUGUUGUCCGCCGUGCCUGCUUGGCCAGUUUCAGGGUGUCACCUCUUUCCCCUCACCCCUCAGCCCUUUUGACUCCAUGGAUGGAAGAGGACUGAAGGUUUUGGGGGUUGAAUCACUCAGAAAGUAGCAGAAACCUUUUUUCGUGUUGGUGCGGUGGGGGGGAAAGGUGGACUAUGAAGUUCUCUUGGUUCUCCUGUGGACAUCAUGCAACGUGCUGAACUCUGAGCUCCUGAGUUACUUGUAAAUUUGCCACUCCUGGUCUUGUUUUCACGAGCGAGCUCUGGAAGUGCCACUUCUACCGCAGACUCCGCAGAUCAGACCGGUAUCUGCAGCGCAGCUGGCAGUUCUCCGUGUGUGUGUGUGUAUACGUGUGUGUGUGUGCGAGCGAAGGAGGGGUGUGCCAGUUGGUUUGGGGUGUUGGAGUCAGAUAAGACUGUAAACCCUGCGUGUGUGUAAGAGGAGGGAGGUUGGGGGGGUCAGACAGACAGACAGACAGAUGGCAGCUGACAAAUGUUUUCAGGUUGGAGGAAGGACCAGUUAAAGGUGACUGUUUUAACAGUUUGUCUGUGUGAGAAGGAAUGUGUGUGUGAGAGAGACAUGUGGUUUCUGACAAAUUAUUUUGUAAAUACACAUUAUUUUGAACUCAUGUGAAUAAUUUGUAUUAAAAAAAGGUGCUUUGAAGAAACAAA